CGAGUAGUCCCCUGCGGCCGGAACUCCCCUGAGUUCUUCUUCUUCUAUCCUUCUCUUAAUUCCCUCCAAUUAUCCUCCUUCUUCGAUCAUCCGUUCCAAAAAAAAAAAAAAAACGUAAAAAAGGUAAAAGUUAAAUCUCUUUCAAAUCCUUGUGUUUGAUCUUCCAUCAUCAGCUGUGUAUCUGUUUCGAAGGUCUUCGUUUCUUCUUCGGACCAAUCGCUCUUCUUUCCCCUUGAUCGAGUUCUGAUUCAUUUCUCCUAUCUGGGGUAACGCGAUUCCGGGCGAUUGCAAUUACCACAUCCGUUUCGUUCCUUACUUUGUUGGUUGUUCACAAAUCUGCAAGCCUUUAUGAAUUAAGGCCUUGAUCGUUUCCGCCGGGCCAAUUCCAUUUCGUGUUGAUUUUGUCCACGGUUUGUUUGUUUGACCUUGGGCUAGCAUGAAUGAACGAGUUCACUUGCUUGCUGUGUAACGUCGGUAAGCAAUUCGAUGUUUUCUGAUGAAAUAUCGGUGAAUUGGAUCCUUGUUAGGUGGGAUUUUCGUGAAGAGCUGGAGCAAUUGGACGCUCUAGCAGAAAGUAGACAACUGUUUUUGGAAUCUAAGCCUGAUUUGUUCCAUCCUGAUCGGUGGAUGAUUGUGGACGAUACUGGUGUUUGCGGUUUGUUUGUGGUUCAUCUGUGUCACCGAUGUGGCCGUUGUAUGUUCUGUUCAGCAAGAUACUCAAUGUAGAAGCUGCAGAAGAAGAAGAAGAAGAAGAAGAUGAUGAUGAUGUCAUUGAUGGUUUAGUCGGGAAAUGGCAUGACCAAGACUUAUCCAUGUCACACUUCGUUGAAGUGCCACAUGUAAACCAGCUCCAGUCUUGGGAUUGUGGUCUUGCAUGUGUUGUAAUGGUUCUGAAUACCGUUGGUGUCAGCGAUUGUAGCAUCGAGGCUUUGGCAGACAUUUCCAGCACGACUAGUAUUUGGACAGUUGAUUUGGCUUAUCUGCUAAAGAGGUUUUCAGUUAGAUUUUCAUACUUCACUGUGACGAUUGGAGCAAAUCCAAGCUACUCUGUUGAGACAUACUAUAAGGAACAACUGCCAACCGAUGUACUUAGAGUAGAUAUGUUAUUUGAAAAAGCUUCCGAAGAAGGGAUCAAUAUACUGUGCAGGUCAAUUAAUGAAAAAGAAAUUUCCUGUUUAAUCUUAUCUGGGAAAUAUAUCGUCAUUGCGUUAGUUAAUCAAUACAAGUUGAGUCGCACAUGGCUAGAGGAUGCUAUCCUAUCAAGCUUGGACGAUAGUAACCGGGAGUAUGUAGGACAUUAUAUAGUGAUAUGUGGCUACGAUGCUGAUAGUGAUGAAUUUGAAAUACGAGAUCCAGCAAGUUCCAGGAAGAAUGAGAAAAUUUCAUCCAAAUGCUUAGAAGAAGCGCGCAAGUCGUUCGGAACAGAUGAAGAUCUUCUUGUGAUAUCUCUGGAGAGCAGCAACAAACAGAAGAAGAGUUGUUGGGGGAAACUUCCUCCACUAAAUAUCAACAACACAUAAAUUCCAUUGACAGGUCAUUCUUUGCUGUUUGCUGAUCAGCAGCAGGCACGAUGAACAAUCAGGUUGAUACCAAAGCACAUGGGGAUCUGUCUGUCCAUAUGAUACUCUUUUCCCUUUUGGCCACUUUCCAAGCAGUUUUCUUUGUUUCUUCCCUUUUUCUGUUCUGUGUGUGUCCAUAAUAAUUUAUACAGAUAGCGUCCAGAAAUGUAUUUGGGGAGUGAAGUAAAUGUACAAAAAAAGGAGAGACAAAAUAAAAGAGCAAAGGGCUCUGGUCUGAUGAUACAGUCGUGUCCCUGUUGUACUGUAUACCAUAUAAUACAAAGCCAAAGCUGAUUCCGUGUGAAUUCUUGGAAUCAAAGUCGCCAUUGUUG
Messenger RNA from Linum trigynum, 1891 nucleotides. The record is from the annotation of a GenBank genome assembly. Lineage: Eukaryota; Viridiplantae; Streptophyta; Magnoliopsida; Malpighiales; Linaceae.